Messenger RNA from Fundulus heteroclitus (mummichog), 11599 nucleotides. RefSeq names its product spectrin beta chain, non-erythrocytic 4. The record is from RefSeq and is a predicted model, not a curated record. Gene Ontology annotation, biological process: actin cytoskeleton organization. NCBI's taxonomy places the organism in Eukaryota, Metazoa, Chordata, Actinopteri, Cyprinodontiformes, Fundulidae. The transcript is spliced from 43 exons. Bases 642 to 8732 code for a protein of 2696 amino acids. Gene Ontology annotation, molecular function: structural constituent of cytoskeleton; actin filament binding; phospholipid binding. Gene Ontology annotation, cellular component: cell junction; spectrin; cell projection.
UAAAAAAAAGUUAGGGUGGAAUUGGACUUUCAAAAGCACACAGUUAGGAAACAGAAAUCAUAUUUAAAAAAGCAACAACAUUGUUUUCAUUACUCAAGAUUUCCCUUUUAGUUGCAUUUUAUGGUUUAUUUAUAUACAUGGAGGUUUUCAUACGAAACGCGACCCCUAGCGGCUGCGCGUAUAAUUUUAUUAUAGGCAGUCUCUCUCUCUCUUUCUCUCUCUCUCUCUCUCUCCCUCCGCACUGAUGCUGAUUUUUCUCUCCAGCAUCACCAGCAGAGAGGAGGAGGAGGAGGAAGAGGAGGAAGGAGAGGCUGUGUCAGGUGGAACCUGGGACCUCUAUGGAUAUCAUAUCGCUCUCCACCGGCUCCUCCACCUCAGCACCGACUGCGCCUCCCCGCUGCGGCCCCUUUAUCCCCACGCUCCACGCUCCCCGCUGGCCCCUGCUGCUCCUGCGGCUGUCCGGGUGAAGCGUCUCCUGCUGUAACGGCCACCAACCGAGGGAAGACCCUGCUGGAAUAAAAGCGGAGCGCCAACCUCCCCCAUUCAUCCGCGCUCCGCUUAUCGAUCCGAACCGGCCGCAUCUUGGAGGAGGACACAUACGCGCACCGAUCGGCGAGUGGACCUGAAGGGUGUCGUGCGCGAUGGCUAAUGCCUCUCCAGACCUGGACAAUGCAGAAGCCCAGCGCCAGCUCAACAACAACAACCGACCAGCCAGCUCUGGCUUCUGGGAGACCGAGUGCACAAGCUCCAAACUGUUCGAGUGUUCCCGCAUCAAGGCUCUGGCAGAUGAGAGAGAUGCAGUCCAGAAGAAAACCUUCACAAAGUGGGUAAACUCCCACCUGGCCAGAGUCUCCUGUCGCAUAUCGGACCUCUACAACGACCUGAAAGAUGGCUAUAUGCUCACCAGACUGCUGGAGGUUCUCAGUGGGGAGCUCCUGCCGAGACCCACCAGGGGUCGUAUGCGGAUCCACUGCCUGGAAAAUGUCGACAAAGCAUUGCAGUUCCUGAAAGAGCAGAGAGUUCAUCUGGAAAACGUUGGCUCCCACGACAUUGUGGAUGGAAACCAUCGCCUCACGCUGGGCCUUAUCUGGACUAUCAUCCUUCGUUUUCAGAUCCAGGUGAUCAAAAUAAACACAGCGGACAACAGAGAAACCCGCUCCGCCAAGGACGCGCUGCUGCUUUGGUGCCAGAUGAAGACUGCGGGGUACCCUGAGGUCAACAUUCAGAACUUCACCACCUGCUGGAGAGACGGCCUCGCUUUUAACGCCCUCAUACACAGACACAGACCAGACCUAAUAGAGUUCCACAAGCUGACGCGCUCCAAUGCAACCCACAACCUCCAGCAAGCCUUUAACGUUGCCGAGCACCACCUGGGUCUCACCAAACUCCUGGACCCCGAGGAUGUGAACACCGAGAACCCAGAUGAGAAGUCCAUCAUUACGUACGUGGUCUCCUACUACCACUACUUCUCCAAGAUGAAGGCUCUUAUAGUGGAGGGGAAGCGGGUUGGCAAGGUGUUAGACAACUGUAUCGAGACGGAAACGAUCGUCAACCGCUACGACGCUCUGGCGUCGGAGCUGCUGGAGUGGAUCGAGAAGACAAUCGCGAUCAUCAGCAACCAGAAGUUUGCCAACUCACUGACUGGAGUUCAGCAGCAGCUGCAGGCGUUCACAACCUACUGCACUAUAGAGAAGCCCAUCAAGUUUCAGGAGAAAGGAAAUCUUGAGGUCCUUCUGUUCACCAUCCAAAGCAAACUCAGAGCCAAUAACCAGAAACCCUACGUGCCUCAGGACGGGAAACUCAUCUCCGACAUCAACAAGGCGUGGGAGCGACUAGAGAAGGCGGAGCAUGAGAGGGGCGUGGCUCUCCGCAAGGAGCUGAUUCGUCAGGAGAAGCUGGAGCUGUUGGCUCAACGCUUCGACCACAAAACGACCAUGAGGCAAGCUUGGCUCAACGAGAAUCAGAGACUGGUGUCACAGGACAAUUUUGGCUACGACCUGCCUGCAGUCGAGGCAGCGAUGAAGAAACACGAGGCCAUCGAGGCAGACAUAGCCUCGUACGAAGAGAGGAUCGGCGUGGUCAUGGAGCUCUCCUCAGAGAUGGAGAAGGAAGGGUACUUUGACAUCCGCCGCAUCCUGGCGCGCAAGGAGAACAUCCUGGGCCAGUGGAGUCUGCUGAAGGAGCUGGUGGCUGGAAGGAGGACCCGCCUGGAGAAGAACCUGGCUUUGCAGAAGACCUUCCAGGACAUGGUGUACAUGAUCGACUGGAUGGAGGACAUGCAGGCUCAGCUGCUGUCCAAGGACUUUGGGAAGCAUCUUCUGGAAGUGGACGACCUGCUGCAGAAGCACAGCCUGCAGGAAGCCGAUAUAUCUGUGCAGGCCGAGAGAGUCGAGACGCUCAACGCUGCCGCGCUCAAGUUCACCACAAUAGAGGGCUACCAGCCAUGUGACCCGCAGGUGAUCUGUAACCGCGUGAACCAUGUCUCUUCCUGUCUGGAGGAGCUGAAACAGCUGGCGGCUAAACGACGAGCUGAGCUCGAGGAGUCGAGACAACUGUGGGCUUAUUUUCAGGAGCUGGAAGAGUCAGAGGCCUGGAUUCGGGAGAAAAGCUCCAUCCUGGCCUCUCAGGGCUUUGGGAAGGACCUGAGCAGUGUGCUGAGGUUACUCCAGAAACACAAGACUCUGGCGGGGGAGCUGCUGGCUCACCGCUCACUGCUGCAGAACACCAUGAAGCAAGGGAAGCAGAUCCUGAGUGAAAAGAGCUUUGGCGCAGCGGGGAUCCAGGAGCGCAUCAUGGAGGUCAAAGACGAAUGGAAGAAGCUGGAGGACCAGGCUGCACAGCAUCUCAGCCACCUGCAGGAGGCGCUCAACUUCUUCCAGUUCUCCACGGAGACGGAUGACGUGGCGGCCUGGCUGCAGGACGCCUACCGGCUGGUCUCCAGCGAGGACUUCGGUCACGACGAGUACUCCACCCAGUCCCUGCUGAAGAAACACAAAGGCGUCACGGAGGCCAUCGAUAAGCACCGAUUGCAUGUAGUGACGCUGCGCAAACACAUGGUGGUGCUGCCUCUGCGAUACCGAGAACAGGAGGAGGUGCAGGUGCGUUUAGGCGAAGUGGAGCAGCUCUACACGGAGGUCGCAGAGGUCGCCGUACUCAGACAGCAGUGGCUUCACGACGCGCUCGCUGUGUACCGCAUGUUCAGCGAGGUCAACGCCUGCGAGCUCUGGAUCGAUGAGAAGGAGCAGUGGCUGGAGAAGAUGGAGAUCCCGGAGAAGCUGGAGGACGUGGAAGUGGUGGCACACAGGUUUGAAAGCUUGGACCAGGAGAUGAACAGCCUGAUGGGACGGAUCCUGGAUGUUAAUCAGAUAGUACAGCAGCUCCUGGAUGGAGGUCAUCCAUCUUCCACGGAAGUCAGAGGUUGUCAGGAUCACCUCAACUCCAGGUGGAACACCAUCGUGGAGCUGGUGGAGCAGAAGAAAGAUCAGCUCGACUCGAUGUUACGUCUGCAGAAUUACCUGCUGGAGUGUGCUGAGAUCAAGUCCCAGAUCCAGGACAAGAGGAAAGCCAUCGACGCCACGCAGUACAUGGGCAGCGAUUUGGGGGGGGUCCUCGCCCUGCAGAGACGCCUCUCUACCAUGGAGGGAGCCCUGUCUGUCCUGGAGCCCAAACUGCUGCAUCUACAGGAAGAAGCGGAGUAUCUGGCCACGGCCCAUCCCAGUCGGACCAUGGAGAUCCUUGUGCCGUUCGAUGGCAUCAGCGUGGAAUGGGAGGAGCUUAAAAGGACCCUGCAGGGAUGUGAAGACUCGCUGAUGGUGGCCAGCAGGCUGCAGAGCUUCAUACAGGACCUGGACUCCUUCCUCACCUGGCUGGUCCAGACUCAGACGUCUGCUGCCUCGGACCAGCUUCCCAACGACCUGGAAGAGGCGGAGAAGCUCAUCAACAAACACGCCGCUCUCAAAGAGGAGAUCGGACGGUACGAGGAGGACUACGAGCGCCUCCAAGCCAUGAACGAGCUUCUGGAGUCGGAGGACGCCCCUCUGCCUCAGGCCGCCCUGCAGCAGUGGCUCCAGAAGCUCGACGUCGGCUGGAACAAGCUGCUGGAGAUGUGGGAGAGCCGGCGGGAGGUUCUGGUCCAGGCUCACAUUUUUCACCUGUUCCUGAGAGACGUCAAACAAGCCGAGUCCUUCCUGAACAACCAGGAGUCGGCUCUGGCUCACGUGGAGCUCCCCACCACGGUGGAAACGGUCGAAGGCGCCAUAAAGAAACACAAGGACUUCACCACCACCAUGGAGCUGAACCUGCACAGGAUCAAAGCCGUGAUCGAGGCGGGAGAAAGCCUGAUCAGCCAGAACAACAUCUACUCGGAGCGCAUCAGGGAGCGCAUCGACACCCUGGCCAGCAGGGGAAACCAGAACAGGGAGCUGGCUCAGCAGUGGCUGGAAAAGCUGAAUGACCAGUGGGAACUUCAGAGAUUUCUCCAAGACUGUCACGAGCUGGGGGACUGGAUGUACGAGAAGAUGCUGAUGGCGAGGGACAGCAGCCGAGACGAGACCCAGAAGCUUCACAAGAAAUGGCAGAAGCACCAGGCCUUCAUGGCCGAGCUGGCCCAGAACAAGGAGUGGCUGGAUAAAAUCGAGAAGGAAGGCCAGCAGCUGAUCAAGGAGAAGCCGGAGCUGAGCCCGGUGGUCCGGAAGAAGCUGGAGGAGAUCAGGGAGUGCUGGCUGGAUCUGGAGAGCACCACUCAGGCCAAAGCUCGGCAGCUCUUCGAGGCCAACAAGGCGGACCUGCUGGUGCAGAGCUACGAGAGCCUGGACCAGAGGCUGGGCCAGCUGGAGGGUCAGCUGUCCUACGUGGACCAGGGGCAGGACCUCACCACCGUCAACAAGCAGCUCAAGAAACUACAAACCAUGGAGAUCCAGAUGGAGGAGUGGUAUAGGGAGGUGGGGCAGCUGCAGGUUCAGGCUGCCUCCGUCCCGCAGCAGACGCAGGUCCAGGGCACGGUGGUGGAGCGGCAGGCCGCCGUAGAGACCAGGAUGGCCCGACUGAUCGAGCCGUUGAAGGAGAGACGGCGCCUUCUUCUGGCAUCCAAGGACGUCCAUCAAGUGGGGCGAGACCUGGAGGACGAGAUUUUGUGGGUCCAGGAACGCCUCCCUCUGGCCAUGUCCCAGGAGCAUGGCUCAUCGCUGCAAGCUGUCCAGCAGCUCAUGAAGAAGAACCAGACACUUCAAAGGGAGCUUGAGGGCCACAGGAGCAGAAUCGACGACGUCCUAGAGAGGGCGGGGAUCAUUGCCUCCAUGAGGAGUCCAGAGGCCGACUGUGUCAGGGCGGGGUACGACCAGCUGGCCCAGCUCUGGGCUCUGCUGUGGGCCGAGACGGAGAGGAGGCAGCUGGUCCUGGACGCCAUGUAUCAGGCCCAGCAGUAUUACUUCGACACAGCCGAGGUCGAGGCCUGGCUAAGCGAGCAGGAGCUGCACAUGAUGAAUGAGGAGAAGGGAAAGGACGAGCCGAGCACGCUGCAGCUGCUGAAGAAGCAUUUGCUCCUGGAGCAGACCAUCGAGGACUACGCUGAGACCAUCGGCCUGCUGUCGCAGCAGUGUCGACAGCUGCUGGAGAUGGGACAUCCAGACAGUGAGCAGAUCAGCAAGCGUCAGUCACAGAUAGACCGGCUGUACGUGUCGCUGAAGGACCUGGUGGAGGAGCGGAAGAGCCGCCUGGAGCAGCAGUACUGGCUGUAUCAGCUCAACAGGGAGGUGGACGAGCUGGAGCAGUGGAUCGCCCAGAGGGAAGUGGUCGCCAGCUCGCCUGAACUGGGUCAAGACUUUGAGCACGUCUCUGUCCUCCAGGAGAAGUUCACGGAGUUUGCAUCAGAGACGGGAAGCGUGGGGCAGGAACGCGUGACGGCCGUCAAUCAGAUGGUGGACGAGCUCAUAGACUACGGGCACUCGGAGGCCGCCACCAUCGCUGAAUGGAAGGACGGAGUCAACGAGGCCUGGGCCGACCUGCUGGAGCUCAUGGAGACCAGAGCGCAGAUGCUCGCUGCUUCACACCAGCUGCAGAAGUUCUUCUCCGACUGCAAAGAGAUUUUGGCCCAGAUAGAUGACAAGCAUCGCAGACUACCAGAAGUCCGGGCUCGGCAGGGCAGCACUUCGAACACCAGCACCCUGCAGAGACUCCUGCAGAGCUUCGAACAGGACAUCCAGCUGCUGGUCACUCAGGUGCGUCAGCUGCAGGAGAGCGCAGCCCAGCUGAGGACGGUGUACGCGGGCGAGAAGGCCGACGCCAUCGCUUGCCGCGAGCACGAAGUGAUGCAGUGCUGGAAAGAGCUGCUGACGUCCUGCGAGGAGUGUCGGCUGCAGAUCACCACCGAGACGGACAAGCUGCGCUUCUUCAGCAUGGUCCGGGAUCAGAUCAUGUGGAUGGAGUCCAUCAUCUGUCAGAUAGGCGCGGGAGAAAAGCCCAGGGACGUGUCGUCAGUGGAGGUGCUGAUGAACUAUCACCAGAGUCUGAAGAGCGAAGUGGAGGCGCGCAGCCAGAGCACGCUGGACUGUAUCGAAAUGGGGAAAAUGUUGCUGGCCGCUAGAAACCCUGCAGCUGAGGAGAUCAAAGAGAAGCUGGAAAAGGUGAUUGCCAAGCAGUGUGAGCUUUCUGAGAAGUGGGACAAGCACUGGGAGGUCCUGCAACAACUGUUGGAGGUUCAUCAGUUUGCCCAGGAGGCGAUGGUGGCGGAGGCCUGGCUGACCGCUCAGGAGCCUCUGAUCAGCAGCAAGGAGCUGGGAGCGAGCGUGGACGAGGUGGAGCAGCUCAUACGUCGGCACGAAGCCUUCCGGAAAGCAGCCGCCACCUGGGAGGAGAGAUUCAGCUCCCUGCGCCGUCUCACUACGGUGGAAAAGCUGAAAGCAGAGCAAAGCAAACUACCCCCAACACCCCUGCUGGGCCGUAAAGUCUUCCUGGACCCGCAGGACGCUUCAGCCGCUCCAACGACCCUUCCUCGCCUGCCGGUCUCCCCCGUCAUGAGACAGACGAUCUACGAGCAGAACGAAGCCAGCUCCCCUCCGUCUCCCUCGCCCGCCACCCCGACGCCGUCCCCGUCGGCCGCGGCCCGCCGACUGAGCUCGACGGUGGCCGCCUACGCCCCCGCCACCAACGGCUCCUCUUACCGGCACACCCUGGAGGCGCGGCACGGCGCGGUGGUGGGCUUCGCGGCCGGACUGGGCCAGCCGGCCGCCUCGUCCAUCGCAUCUGUCGCCACGGCGGCCAUGCUGGUGUCGGCCAAUCAGAUGCGAGAAAGCGGCAGCCCCGCCAAGGACCAGGCGCCGAAAGCGAUGAGCUACCUGCACCCGGCGCAGGCCGGCAGGGAGCAGGAGGCGAAGUCCUCGCCGUACCUGCGGCAGCCCAAAAUCAAACACCUGGACGACGCCGUGACGCCGCUGCUGGUCGCCAGUCGCCUGGAGCGAGUCAGAGAGAGGGGGCGAGAGCGGGAGAGGGCGGGCGAGAUGGCGACAGAGAGAGCGGAGGUGGCGGUGAUGGCCGAGGUGGUGCUCCAGGAGCCGGUCCGAGAGCGUCUGCACAGCGAGCCCACCAGGGGCCCCCGAGGGUCCAGGACGGACCCCCUGGGCCACGCGGAGCCUCAGGUGCAGGCGUAUCAGCGGCAGCUCUCCAGCGAGCAGCUGAUCCAGGCGCGCAGGGACGAGCUGCCCCAGGAGGUGUGGAGGGAACACGCGGAGCGGCGGGACAGGCGGACCCUGGAGAGGCAGACGUCCAGCGAACAGGAGGGCCAGGAGGGCCGGCGGAGAGAGCGGGACCGGCACCGGGUGGAGAGACAGGAGUCCAGCGACGACAUGGCGAAGGAGCUCUCAGACCGACGCUCCACAGGAGGAGAGAGGAGAACCACCAUGGCAGAGAUUGUGGAGCAGCUUCAAGAAAGAGAAGCGGCACAGGCUCGUGGUGAGGUGCCCCGCCUGCCCAACGGUCUACCAGACAAGUCUUCCCGCCUCGACCGGCCCAGAGCCAGGGACAGACCCAAACCGAGACGAAGGCCACGUCCCAAAGAGCCGGGGGAGACAACGCGCAGGUCCAGAUCUGCUCCGGCCCAGAGCAGCCAGGCGACGCCCCAACCACCAACCCACACGGCACACCACGAGGGCUUCCUUUUCCGCAAGCUGGACAUCGAGAGCAUGAAGAAAAGCACCAACAGCAGGUCCUGGGUCAACCUGUACUGCGUGCUGAACAAAGGGGAGCUGGGUUUCUACAAGGACGCCAAGAACAACACCACGCCCUACAACAACGAGCCGCUGCUCAACCUCUCCCACUGCCACUGCGAUGUCACCAACGGCUACAAGAAGAAGAAGAACGUCUUCACCCUGAAAACGAAGGAUGGCAGUGAAUUUUUGUUUCAUGCAAAAGAUGAGGAGGACCUCAAAGCAUGGGUGAACAACAUCACCGCCAGCAUAACGGAGCACGAGGAGAUUGCCAAAUGGGGUCAGCCCCAACCAACUACCUCAUCCACCGACGAAGGGACUCGGCGAGACGGCAGCAAGGUGGACAACAGGUCAGAGCGAGGCGGCGAGCGCUCUGACCGUGGAGACCGGAUAGAGCGGGCGGACAAGGAGAAGGAGAGGGAAAAGGAGAAAGAGAAGGAGAAGGAGAGGGAGAGAGGUGAACGCUCAGAGAAAUCAGAGCGGGCGGGAAAGUCGGACGGAAAGCGCUCAGAGAAGUCCAGUAAGAAAAAAUGAGCCCGGUGACUGAUUAUUUGGGAUUCAAACCACCAAACUCUGGAUGGGCAGUAGGCAGGGGCCACAGGCAGGAGGUGGAGGCCCCUCUACUUCACUCCAACACUCUCCGCCAAGCAGCUGUGUUUGGAUGGGGAGCAAGAGACUGACCCCGGCUCACUCAUAGGACGGACAGCAUGGACUAGAUUUGGGAGCAGGAGACGUCUUUUCUUUCCCUCGAGUCUAUUUCAGACCAGACCCGGUCACUGGCGCCUCUGCUGGCUGUUUUAGAGAACUGCAAAUGGCUGAAUUUUUUUAACGCAGGAGACACAAGCAUCACUUUAAUUCAAAGGCUGUUACUGGUUGCUGGUAGCGCGGUAAAACGUAGCUCAUUCUGUUCCAUGUUGGUUUCCUUUUCUAUGACAUGAGAUGUACCUGUAUGUAACUCCUCCCUGUCUGUCCUAUCUGCUGUAAGUACCUGUCUGUCUGUGAGUGGAGACAUGGCCCGCUAUCUCGUAUCAACCUGCAGAGAACGGGAGAGGAGGAAACGAUGCAAAGAGGUUAUCUCCACUUUGUUAGUGAUAAUUUAUCCGGUUUUGUUGUGUCUCCAAGCAGCGCCGUCAACACGUUCACUUAAAAGCCACCAUGGAUGAGCAGCACCAGAACAGUUUGUUUUUUGUUGAUGUGUUUUGUGUUUUAUAUAAAGGUUGAUGGUUCAAGAAACGAAAAGAGCAGAAGAGAAGUCAGUGGUAGCAGCUGUCUGUGUUUGACUUUCGUCACCUUGAUUUAGAGUCACAUGUGACAUAAAAACUACAGGUAGCGUUGGGUUCCCAGUUUGGUUUCUAACACUGAACACAGAUGCCGAUAGCUUCUUUCACAAAACACAUUCAGAACAACUCUGCCAGCAAGAUAAAGCCGCUACACAGAGUUCAUCCGAUGAUGGUGAAGUUACCAAUUCAUGGUUCUGGCUCUCGAUUAAAAGCCGGUUUCUCUAGUUUUAAGAGAUCCGGAGCACCUUGAUCAGCAGUACUUCUAAAUAAAAAGUAGGUAAAUCCCUGCUGCCUCGUGUCUCUUGGUGAAUACAGAUAUGCAGCUCUUUCGUCAAAUUCCAACUCAUAUAAUACUGUAGCUUAUUUAAGCUAAUCUCCAGCUAAGUCUGGACACUACCAAAUCUUUCUGGACAUGUCAAAAAAAAUUCUGGGCAUCCACCUGCUUAUUUGGAGACUCCAUAGCUGUGCCAAACGAGUAUUAAAUAACUAGAUCCAAGUUGGCAAACCUUGUAUGAGCCAUUUAUUAACCUGUAUACAGGUAGAAGACAAAGAUAUACGUCUCCAGUGUCAUAAAACUACAGAGGAUCCCUCUUUGAUUCUUUGUUUCUCCAUAGCAUCUGGACUUAUCAAGAUCAAGCUGCCCUGCUAACCUAAACAAUAAAUCCCCCUUCAUGACCUCGGGCUCAAAAACCCCGACUAUACUCACAGAACUCCAUAAAAUCACUCCUCCAUUAUAGGCCAUAAAGCAAUAAAACAGCUAUAAACACAUAGUUAACUUAGUCCCUUCAACAUAUUUUUAAGGAGAGGCUCACUACUAAUAGCUGUGCAUAAUAUGUACCACAUAUGUACAAACACAUGAGAGAUUUUAUGCAAGUGCAACUCAGAUUUUGCAGUAAUGACUCUAAAAUGUCAUGGUGCACCAUGCAGACGCUCUGUCUGCAUUGAUGGAGAACCACUCACUUCGGCAUGCUGAAUGCUAGAAAGCGAGGGAAACUGUGCUUGCAACAAGCUUUGAUUCACACAUGGAGUUGUUCAUCUUAGGAUAUUUUCAGAUUCUUUUGACUCUCUGGAUUUUUUGUCAAUUCAGGGUUCAUGCUAUUAAGCUACUUUUGAAUGUCCUCCAGGGGCAUGAAAAUAAAUUACAUUGCUACAGACAAGUUCCUGUUAAUCUGAGGAUAUUUUGAGUAUUUUCCGCCACAUUGAGCAUUUCUAGUAAAUUCGUUAUCCAAUAUUUUGCUUGGAUCAUAAUGCCCAAUAGAGGGCUGUCUGGGUGUUGUGCAACGUUGUAAUGAAUGCAAACUACUGUUAUUUUUAAAGAAAGAUUAUUAGUGAGAUGUCCACCUCGCAUUUCUUUCAUCGUCGCAGGACUUGGCCAGCCCAGUAAGGGAAUCAUUAACUUCCUAAAGAGGAGCCGAGUCAUUGAACCGUUCUGUGAAAGAGGCUUAAUGGAAGUUUGACUCCCCAGAGGCCUCGUUCAUUAAAAUCUAAUUUAACUAUCUUUACCAUUAAGAUCGCAGCGCUCAGAUUUUGAGGAACUGUACAGGCUACAUCUUCUAUUUUUAUAUCUAAAAAAAAAAUGUACUUGAAUGUCAUUUCGAGCUGCUUGUUUUCGUGUCAUGAAUCUCAAGUUCACUUUAUUCAUGAGCACAGAAUCUGUUGUGUUUUUUUAAUGAACAAGGUCUUUUGGGGCUGAAAACUGGCCUCCUCUGCUCUUUUGUUCUCUUGCAUCAAACUUUGGGUUGGAUUUCGGUCUUGGAUUUACUUUCCACAUGCCUGUCCUUCAUACUGAACAACGGCGAUGUCUGAAUGUGUGUGCUGCUGCUCUCUCCCAGGGUCUCCACUGCUCUCAGGUUCUGUUGAUGUGAUGAAGUUUGUCCCCUCAGACGCCACCUCAGUCUUCCAGGAAUGCUCCAUGACACUAAUCUCCUCACAUAAACCUUUUUUUAUUAUUACUUAAGUCUUUAAGACCCUCAUGGUAUCAUCACAGCUGCUUUCCCCCCCGGUCCCAAGCUCGCCCCGAUCACCACGUUGAUCUAAAAUGAUGUCUGAGAGGUCUGUCCUCAACCUUGUACUCACAAAGUCGAGAUAAAACCAACUGCAUGGUUUGUUUAUAGGACUGUA